AUGAGCACGGGUUAUCGUGAUUUCGGAUCAAAACCUGGAUCCGGAGGUGUACAAAGUGCCAUCCUCUCCAAUGUAGAACGAAGAGAACGACAAACACAACUUGCACUUGAAAAUAUUGAUUUAGAAAAGGAUCCAUAUAUUAUGAAAAACCAUCUCGGAAAGUAUGAAUGUAAAUUAUGUUUAACGCUGCACAAUACCAUCGGAAAUUAUAUGGCCCACACACAAGGAAGAAGACAUAAAUAUAAUCUACACAAAAGAAUUGCUAAAGAACAAAAAGACUCAAAUCUCUCAAAAACUACCACACAACAACAACCAAUUUUCAAGAAAACACUAAAAAUUGGUAGACCUGGAUAUACCGUAUCAAAGAAGAUUAAUCCAGAAACAAAGCAAAAGUCUCUCGUUUUCAUGAUACAUUAUCCAGAAAUUGAGAAGGAAAUUCAACCUAGAUAUCGUAUUAUGAGUGCUUACGAACAAAAGAAAGAUCCACCCAAUCCAAAAUAUCAAUAUUUGGUGUUUGCAGCAGAUCCCUAUGAAACAAUUGCAUUCAAAAUACCAAACAAGCCAAUUGAUCGAAGUGAAGGAAAGUUUAUUACAGAUUGGGACAAGGAAAAGUUUACAUUUACACUCAAGUUACACUUUCAGAAAGAAGAAAAAGUACUGCCUCCUCCACCACCAAAUGUCACAAUUUCAUCAGUGGCAACAGCUGGCAAGAUGAUUCCUCCACCUCCACCACCUAAUGCUCCAACUGGCCUCGGAAGCAGAAAGCCAAUGAUUCCUCCACCUCCUCUGAAUGCUUCAAAAGUGAUUCCUCCACCUCCACCAGGAAUGCGAAAAUAA
Naegleria fowleri is the source of this 837-nucleotide messenger RNA. RefSeq lists its product as uncharacterized. Gene Ontology annotation, molecular function: zinc ion binding; nucleic acid binding. The record is from RefSeq and is a predicted model, not a curated record. Gene Ontology annotation, cellular component: U2-type prespliceosome; catalytic step 2 spliceosome; U2 snRNP. Bases 1 to 837 code for a protein of 278 amino acids. The transcript has a single exon. Gene Ontology annotation, biological process: spliceosomal complex assembly. NCBI's taxonomy places the organism in Eukaryota, Heterolobosea, Eutetramitea, Acrasida, Naegleriidae.